GAAACAAUUGUAAAGAAAACAUGGCUUCCCAAUUAAAUUGAAAUUACAAAAACAUUCAAAUACUCAGCAAUAAAAGUGGGUAAAUUAAAGAAAAUCCGGAGGAGCCCACACAAAUUGACUUCAAAAUGCAUUUCGCUAUACCAGACACAAAAGAAUUAAAUGACGGCAAUGGCAGCAUAUUUGUGGGAUAUAACAUACAUAUCAAUGGAGUAUUUCAUUGUACGGUACGUUAUAGACAACUGCAUAACUUAAACGAGCAACUACGGAAAGCUUUCGGUGCAGAAACGUUACCUUUAUUUCCGCCAAAGAAAAUCUUACCUUUAACAGGAGGACAGUUGGAAGAUCGAAGGAUCCUGUUGGAAAAAUAUAUACAAACAUUGGGCCAGGAUUCGAGGCUUAUAUCGUCGGAAUUACUUAUAGGUUUUUUAUUAUCUGCUCAACAAGAAACAACAAGCGAAAAGAAACAAGAAAUGAAACUAGAUAUUUACACAAUGAACAAUUUUCAAAUAACAGUCAGAGUGUUAUCGACAGAUAGGACAGAACAAGUGUUGCUAAAAGUGUGUAAGCAGAUACAGCUACCGCUGGAGUAUGUUCGAUAUUUUGCUUUGUUUUUAAUCAAGAAGGCAGAGAACGGAGAUAUAACGAUGUUACGAAAAUUGCAAGAUUUUGAAUCCCCAUACAUAUCACAUAAGUCCAUGCAGCCGUCACAUAAGAUAGUCUUACGUAAAAGUUAUUGGGACAUAAAUUAUGAUUUAGAAUUAAUGACAGAUCCAGUCAGUCUAAAUUUGUUAUAUGUACAAACAGUUUCCGACAUAGAACGAGGUUGGAUUUUCUGCUCAAAUAAUGUUAAAAUGGAAUUAGUUCAAUUUCAAGCGCGUUUAGAGAAAAAGGAGUACAUAGAGAUAGCUCGAACAUUAAAGUAUUAUGGUUAUAUUCAGUUCAAUACAUGUUUUUGUGAUUAUCCAAAGCCUUGCACGAGGGUAUUGGUCGCGAUCGGCGGUGAAGAACUUAAUUUGAGGAUCGUAGGGCCAGGUCAGCUUGUCAAAGAAGGCAGCUUUAAAGUGACGCGCAUGCGUUGUUGGAGAAUCACAGCCACUCAUUUUCAGAAUAAGCAAAUUGUUGCUGCAAACAGCCAAAGUAAUGAUUCUAUAUUAGAAUUGUCUUUCGAGUAUUUGAUGUCAAAAGACAAACUUCAGUGGAUUACAAUAUCGAGUGAUCAGGCCAUUCUUAUGUCUGUUUGUUUACAAUCAUUAGUCGACGAACUUCUACUUAAAAAAAAUGGAAUCGACUAUAAAGAACUUUCUGGCUCUAGAGGAAGUUGGACUUACAUGAAGCGAGAUGGUUCCAGUCAAUUGAUCUCUAUAGAUGAUCCAGAUGUGUGUCCGAUUGGUGUGGUGGGUGAAACAACCAACGCAAAAAUUCCAGAGUUUUUCUCCAUAAAGAAAUUGCAAGAAAAAUUCGCGAGCGUUUCUUUCAAAACUGGCAAAGAUUUUGUAGAAAAUCACGCAUUCGAAGGUAUAGGUGAUGAUGAUUUAUAGAAUUGUUUCUUUUAUAUUAUGUUGAUGAGUGUUAAUUGUGCCAAAUGGGGGUAGGAAUCUGUACGUUUGGUACGGAGCUGCGCAUUUAAAAUGUAGCUAUAAUUUAAAGUUUUAUCACUGUUAUUGUGUAUGAGAUUUUUUAAUUUGUGACAAUGUUUUAAAAACAAUGCAAAUGAGGAGGAUUCAUACGAUUUUGCUCAACUCUAAUUGUUUACUUCUAUUAUUGUAAACAGCUCAAAUUGAAUACUUACAUAUUAUUUUUAUUAUACUCAAACUCGAACAUAGUUUUGUACCAUUGUAUUUACAAAGAUUAAAUAUCCCUUGGCAGUGCUUCACAAUGUAAAUUCCAGUUGACCUGAUAAUUGUAUAUUUAAUCUUUGAUAGCUAUUUAUUCGUAUAGAUAUAUGUUUAUAUUAGCAUUCAAUUUAUUGUUACAUACUGAAGGUGUAAUAACUUUUUAUAUAUUUUCUUAAUCGUUUUGUAACGUCUACAAAGGCAGUAAAUACCAUGCUAAACCUGUG
This is a messenger RNA of Photinus pyralis (common eastern firefly), 2059 nucleotides long. RefSeq names its product sorting nexin-17 (gene Snx17). The transcript has 6 exons. Gene Ontology annotation, cellular component: early endosome. NCBI's taxonomy places the organism in Eukaryota, Metazoa, Arthropoda, Insecta, Coleoptera, Lampyridae. Gene Ontology annotation, molecular function: phosphatidylinositol binding. The record is from RefSeq and is a predicted model, not a curated record. Bases 126 to 1538 code for a protein of 470 amino acids. Gene Ontology annotation, biological process: intracellular protein transport.